This is a messenger RNA of Papaver somniferum (opium poppy), 1680 nucleotides long. Its product is annotated as F-box/kelch-repeat protein At1g57790-like. Bases 80 to 1180 code for a protein of 366 amino acids. Gene Ontology annotation, molecular function: protein binding. The transcript is spliced from 2 exons. The record is from RefSeq and is a predicted model, not a curated record. NCBI's taxonomy places the organism in Eukaryota, Viridiplantae, Streptophyta, Magnoliopsida, Ranunculales, Papaveraceae.
CAAAAGCACUUUUCUAACUAGGAGAGUCCUUGAUUCUCAAUUUUUAAGGUAUUAUGUAGAGACUUCUGAUGAAAUCUUUAUGAUUGAUAAAUGUUUCAUUAUUAGAGGUGUUUAUCAAUAUUGUGUAACCAUUAUGAUGAUAUUAAAGUUGGAUUUCUCUACAAUGUCAUGGGUGGAGGUGACAAGCUUGGAUGAUCAUGUCUUGUUUAUAAGUCGAACUACUAGGCUAUCUUGCUCGGCCAGGGGGUUAGGUUUUACACAGGGUUGUGUGUAUUUUACACAACCUAAUGAGAUGUGCUUCUACAAGUAUUCCCCGGAAGAUAAAUCCGUUAUGCUUUCACUGCCAUGUCCAGAAUUACCAAAGCCAUGGUUCUCUCCUAACUGGCUCAUGAUUCCCACAACACUCAGUAGGGAUGACGAUGAUAGACGAAGAGCAACAAAUUCUAUGUUAGGUAAUGGAAGUAACAAUACUAAGGCAGUAGAAAAAUCUAGUGUAGCAAAAAGGACAAUCAUGAGAAGAACUAUUAUGAAUAAUGAUGAUGAGAAAGAGGAUAUCAAAGAAGUAAAGGGUUGGGAUAGACUUGACGAUGAUAUAGUGUGGUUCAUAUCAAGUUGUCUAAGUCCUUUGGAUUAUAUACAUUUACGUGCUGUCUGUAGAAACUAUCGAUUGGUAUUCCCUAUAGUGAAUUGGAGAAGUUGUUGUUCUACUAGGAGCUUAAAAAGCACCGUUUCACCUCCAUGGCUGGUUUUCGCCAAGGAUAAUGAAUCUGUCUACAGUUUUAUAAACCCGAUGCAUAAAUAUGAGAACUACCUCACGAGCAUUCCUGAGAUGCUAGAAGGUUCAACAAUUCGCUUCUCGAAAGGUGGUUUGUUACUCUUGUCAGAAGGUUACCUUAGUGUGUUCUUCUACAAUCCAUUCACGAAAGAAAUCAUCAAACUUCCAUACUUUCCAGGUAAUUAUCAGUUCCGAGGCAUCUCUUUCUCGUCCUUGCCAACUUCUUCAGAUUGCGUUGUUUUUUCCAUCAGUAAUUUCGCUAAUGAUUCAGUAUUUAUUUCCUUCAUUAAACGUGGGGAUGAAUUUUGGACGUAUUCAAAUCAGUAUGAUAAUGUUUAUUUACCACCCAAUAGAACAAACAUGGAUUUCGAGCCGAGUCUUAACAGUCCAAUUUUCUAUAAAUGAGCUUUUUAUUGCUUGGAUGUGAACGAAACUUUAGGUGUAUUUACAUUAGAGAGUGGUACUAGGUGGGAAGUUUUGUCCAUGGUACCCCCACCUAAUUGUGAUUUCAUCUAUAAGAGUUACUUGGUAGAGCUUGAAGGAAAGCUGUUAUCUGUACUGUUAGGCCAUUAUGGAAAAUGGGUUUGGAUAUUCAGAUUGGACAUGUCGGAAAUGGUUUGGGUUGAAAUUAAACAUUUAGGACCGCAUGUGCUGUUUAUGAGCAAUACAUCUUGCAUCGGAGUAGUUGCUCAGACUAGUCAGAUGGAGAACAAAAUCUACUUUCCCAGGUUGCAGGAUGAAGGAAUUCUGUUUUACUCUAUUGAUUCAGGUAAAUUUCAUUCUCUAGGGAGUGAACAUUAUGGUACAGAUUAUUGUAACUCCAAAGAUAACUUAAGGUGCAGUUGGAUAGAACCUAAUUGGUCAGAGACUAGAAGGCCAAAUUUUGACUGGUCCUAGAAUUUAGA